This is a messenger RNA of Eimeria acervulina, 2001 nucleotides long. RefSeq lists its product as hypothetical. The coding region runs from base 1 to 2001 and encodes 666 amino acids. The record is from RefSeq and is a predicted model, not a curated record. The transcript has a single exon. Lineage: Eukaryota; Apicomplexa; Conoidasida; Eucoccidiorida; Eimeriidae.
AUGAAGCAUGUGACUGUCUGGGAGUUCCUAUUCCUCCUCUCUUCUUGUCGGCUCUGCCUACAGUGGACGUCAGCAACCCCCCAGUUUCCUUCUGUUUAUAAACCAUGGCAAGAAGGAGAAGGACCUCAGCAGGAGAACUGGGGCUUAGGAACUGGCUUAUCGGAAGAAAACAAUUCCAUCCAGGGAGGGAUUUCACACGCAUCUCCUAACGCCGCAGAGGGCGGUACCGGGAACGUAGAGGCGCCAGCACCACCAGUUGAUAACGCUGCGAGCGUAUUCCCUGCCAGUGUUCAUACGACUGGAGGACCGAAACUGGCUUCGAAGGUUGCGGCCAUUGGCUUCUCCCUGCUGAUUUUUUAUUUGGGUCUGUUUACCUUCUUGACGAGGGGCGAGACGCCUCCUCCAACGCCAAUCGAAGCUCCGUCGACCCCAGCCGAGCUACCUGCUGAGGAACAGCCGCUGGAAGUCAGGCUGAGAAAUAUCUCAGAAGCUGCUCAUACUUCGAAGGUAAUCGCUGACGUUAUCGGCACACCAUAUGCCUUAACCUUGCAAUCCGAAAUCGAGAGGGCCGUGGAAGAGUUGAAAGAACCACAAGAAGAGCAUGCUUUGGAGGAGAACUUGAAGGCCGCCAAUAGGCGAAUAGGAGACCUGAGUGAGUUGGGGAGAGAAUACGUGGGAAGUCUCGCAGCCAAACACGCCUCAACGGUCGUGUUCCCUGUGCUGACUGUUAAGGACGGAGACAAAGAUGUGCCGCUUGUAGAACUCGUUAAUAUGUACGAUGACAACACGGUGGUGCGAUCCGCUUUCACUGCUUUCGAGUCUCUGCGGGAGGAAUUCAAAAGUACUUCCGAGUUCAUUUCGCAGCUCAGCGAUGAACUCCGCAACGGUCCUGCCUACGAAACUGAACAGGACCGAGCUGAGUUGGAACAUCUGGCUGGCGGAGUCGGAUACCUCACAGCCCUGGUAGAGACAGGAUCUCGUAGUGUAACGGUGGCUUCACGGCUGAAGAGUGUAGUGGUUGAAGGCAUGCACGCGCUGAUGUGUCGCGAAGUGAAAGAUGCGGUGUUGAGUUUCGAGAGCGACUGCGACAUGUUCCAAGCUGUGCAAACCGUGAUGAAGAGGAGUGAGCCGCCUCCGACGACAGACCCCUCCGACUACCUUAAUGCAUGCAAUUCUCUAGAGAAAAGAUUAGCUGAAUUGCAAGGGGUAGGAGAUGAGAUGAACGCGCAGAUGGAGGAGUUGCAGCGGAGCCGGUCUCUGCAGUCAGCGUAUCAGGCGACUGUUGAGUUUGGACAAACCAUGGACCAAGCGGAGGGUGGGCUGAGGAACGCAUUUGACAUUGUAACAGGUGUAGGGGUCGAUCUUGAUGUCCUCCAAAAGGGAAGCCCCGAUCUCAUUCCCGAUAAAGUUGCUCUUCAAUACGCUCUCGUCUCCCAAGAGUCUCGCAGCAUUCUGGACAUGCUGCAAGAACUCGGUACGCGAGUCGAGAAACUCCGCGCGGACAGAGUCAAUGCUCCUAGCGAUGAUGUUGUUGAGCUGAGUGCUGACCCACUUGCUACCAUGUUGACUGAAAUGUACGGAAUUGAAAGUACAGCAGAGGGCGUCCUGGCGAGCGCCAAAGAACAACAGCAGGCGCUUACCGAGAUGGCGGGUGAACAGGAUAUUGCAGCGCAUAUUCGUGAGUACACAAGUCGACUUGCGGCUCUGCAGAGGGCGAAGUCUUCAGCGCGAAUGUUGAGUGCGGAGGUUGCGUUUUUUCUUGCCCUUGAAGAAGAGCUCAAACGGCAAGUAGACAUAGCUGCGGAGGCCGCAAACUUCAACUUUCCCGUACAGUCUUCUUUUGGAAAGAAGAUGCGCCGCCUAGAAGAGCUCUUCAGUGAAGCUGUCAGUGAAGCAAUAGGCGCCAAGGUGCUCACGAACGUAGAGGAAUGUUUGGCGAAAACGAGAGGCCUUCUUGAAACCAUGGGCCAGCUAAUUCGGGUAUCGCUGGCGCGAACCUGA